AGAGAGAGAGAGAAGAGAAGAGAAGAGAGUCGAGUCGAUUCGCCCUCGUCUUUGCUUUCCUCGCUCACCAGAGACAGAGAGAGGACGGGAGCGCCGGUUUCGACAGGAAACAAGUACAAGAGAAGGGUUAUUAUUCUCUGAACAACGAGACAAGAAGAGAAGGGGACGAGCGAACAAUAACUGCACACGAAAUACCAUUCUGUCAGAUUAUUACACGAGCGAACCCUGAAGAAUAACUUCUAAUUAUUUUACACUUCUUAAAUGUACAUUUUUGUAAUUACUGUAUUGUUUUCUUAAUUAAUAAUAAUUAUUAUGUUAGAUAUUUAUAUAUACAUUUAUUCAUCUUGAAAACUUGUGGAACUUCAUAACUUUUCAAAUCUUUUACUCAGAAGUUUAACUUUUUUUGUUUUGUUUUUGUGGAUUCAUCGAAGUUUCCAAGCAACACCAGGAUAAAGUUCUGCGAUGUUUUAACGGGAAUUCUUUCCUCGUGAUUUCACUUUUAAUAAAGGAAGAAAGAAACGGGCCACAUUCUGAAUCUGAAAUCUUAACAGCGUGACUUUUAUCUUCUCGAAAGUGAAAACCACUCGAGAAUAUCCACCUUGAACACCAGAAAUUCAACCCAUUCAAACAAACAAACACGAUUUGACUUAUUAAAACAAACAAAAAACCACACGUCCAGUAUAUGGGCAUUAUUUAACGAUUUAUUAAGCUAUUUUAAUUAUUUUAAGGUAAAGUUGUUAAUCCGAUUCAAUCACACGGUUCCUCUCUCAGUGCAACAGGACCCAAUUAUAAUCCCUCAGUAACAGGCUGCUAUCGCGCUGCCGGGUUCCAAUUUGACUCCAGUUCGAGUUUGUAUCGGUCUAACUAAGUGAAGAAGCAGAGAGAAACUUUAAAGAAAGAAAGAAAGAAAGACAAUUUCAUCAGAAGAGACCUUUUUAAUUAAUCGGCACUUCGCCCCUGAUUGACAGACAGUGUGAAGCCGCAGCACGCCCUUCCAGACACGAUGACGCUCCUCGCCUCGGAACGAUCCAUCCUCAUCCGAAACAAGUUCCGCUCCGUACUGCAGCUCCGGAUGCAAAAUCGCAGGCAGCAGAACGAAGCCAGCUCCGAUACAGCUCUGUCGAAUGGUUCUCUGGGUGUGAGGGGGGAGAGAGAGACGGAGAGAGAGAGGGAAAAGGCGCCUGAUGAUUUCCUAAAGCACAAAACCCCUCAGAGACUCUCUGGUCCGGACCCCAACUCUGCAGUAUCUGGGUUGUUCACAGAGAAAGCCCAGUUCUCAGAGAAUCUGAAUCACCAGAAGAUUCUUCUCCAGCCCGCUCCACUGGAGCUGCUGCACAAGAACAUCCUGCCACUCGGAGCCCAGACCCAAGAGACACAAUCGUCCUCUGACAGUUUUGAUGAUGACAUCAGCAGCUCUUCCUCCUCCACGUCUCCUGACCAAUCGCAGGGCCUCUCUGUGUCUCCAGGACGACCAGACGACCAACCACGGAGCUCCUCCUGCCCAGGCCUUGCUCCCCGUCCUUCAGCAUCCAAUCACAGCAGCACUUUAUUGCUCUCGGCAACCGAGAGCAGUGUGCAGCCAAUCACAGCCAGCCUCUCAGAGAGCGACUCCAUGGCAACGGCCGGGAGAGCCAAUGGGAUGUUCCUGCCUGUGCCACCAACACCUGUCCUACCCAAGGCCCCCUCUCCCCCAUUCUCUCCGCCCCCCCGCUCCAAGAAGUUGAAAGAUUCGAAGCCGAAGCUCCGAAAGCUGAAAUAUCACCAGUACAUCCCUCCUGACCAGAAGGGUGUGGCCGUGGGCGGGACGCAGGGACACGGCCCCAUCGCCAUGGACUCUGCCUACUCCCGCCUGCUCCAGCAGCAGCAAGUGUUUCUACAGCUACAGAUUCUGAGUCAGCAGAACCUGGAUCAGAGCCAGAGCCAGGCGGACAGCUCUGCUUCCACACAGCAGGGAAUCGGCAGCAGUAGUAAUCAGAAUCUCAGCAUCAUCGGAGCCACGCCCACAGUCUGUCCCCGGCCCCUCCCCCUCGGCACCGGACACGCCCCCAGUGCCUCUGGCUCUGCCCCCAAACCAGAGCCCCUCCCCUCCAACCUCGAUGACCUCACGGUCUCUGAGCUCAGGCAGCAAUUAAGACAGUGUGGUCUCCCUGUCUCCGGCACUAAACCAGCCCUCCUGGAGCGUCUAAAACCUCUCCAGCGAUCCUGCCCCCCUCCCCUUCCCCUGCAGGGCCCCCCGGCCCUCACACACAGCCCCUUCCUCACACCUCCCACCGCCUUCCUCAUCCAGUACCAGGAUGUGAGAGUGGAAAGUGACACGCAGGAGAGGCCGAGGAACAAGCACCAGGAGAGGGAUGGGGCCACUCUGCUUAGCCCUACCAUCAGCACACCUGCACUCACUCCUCCCAGCACGCAGGGGGCGCUGCAGCGGUUUGGAGUGAAGGAGUCUGAGCAGACAGGAAGGGAGAGGCAGCAGGAGUUCUGCUCUCAGUCCAGCUGUGAUGUGAUUGGUCAAGAUUUUGAAUUGCCGUUGGAGAUUACAGCUAGCCCUGCACAGCCCCCUCCCACAGGGCGGAGUCUGGAGGAGGAACUACAGGAGGCCAUUCAGAGAGUGCAGAUGGCUCCCAAUCAGUCCAUAGAUGACAUACUGGAUGAACCUAUCAGCAGCUCAGGUGAGUCCAGUUCAUCCCAGUACCAGAUGCCCAGUGUUAUGUAAUCUUAUACAAAAGUUUUGCAUGUAUGAAGAUAUUAUAAUAGGCUUCUAUCCAGGAGUCUCCCCCUGGUUGUACAGGUUCUCAGUGAGGUCUGUGUAUUGAGAGGCUGAUAGAAGUGCUACUGAUGAUAGGAUACAAUGAGGACAGAACUGACCCUAACACUACUCUCUCGCUCCUCU
Polyodon spathula (Mississippi paddlefish) is the source of this 2890-nucleotide messenger RNA. RefSeq names its product myocardin. The transcript is spliced from 10 exons. Gene Ontology annotation, biological process: smooth muscle cell differentiation. The record is from RefSeq and is a predicted model, not a curated record. NCBI's taxonomy places the organism in Eukaryota, Metazoa, Chordata, Actinopteri, Acipenseriformes, Polyodontidae. Bases 1004 to 2713 code for a protein of 569 amino acids.